AUGGACUCCCCUGGGAAGUGGUCUGCCCUGAUGGUCUCUGGUUCGAUACGAACCUGGGCAGGUGCAACUGGGCAGCCCAAGUGGAUUGUCAAGCUCAUCCCACCUCGUCCUUGGCUCUUCAUCGUCCCCGAGUGUCCAGGAUCGGGUCUGUUUCCGGACCCUUACGAUUGUCAUUCCUACAUAAACUGCGUGUUUGACAACGCUUGGCUUCUGGAAUGCCCCUCGGAUUACCUUUUUGAUCCGAUUAGUUUGACCUGUAAACCUCCAGGACAGGUCACUUGUACGGAAAUCAGCGGUGAACCCACGGUGAGACCGACAGAACCGACAUUUACCGUGCAGCCUGGAUAUGUGUGCGAGGAGGAUGGAUUGUUUCCGUACGAACCGAGUUGCCAUUAUUAUUAUCAGUGUGCAAAUACGAUCCCGUAUUUGAGACCGUGUUCUGCAAACCUCAUUUUCGACCCGAAGAAGAAGCGUUGCGUGACAGUCGCCGAGGCUGACUUGGAAUCGUUGACUUGCGAGCUGAACCCGACGCUUGACAGGAUAUCGUCAAGACUGCUGAUUGCGCUGAAAAAGAGCUUCGUCAGAGGUGUCAGAAUUCGGCCGGAAAUUCGCAAGCCAUCUUCCGAAACAUCACGAAUUGCAGCGAAUCACGCAGGUCCUCAAACGCCGAAAAGGAAUCAUUGAGAAUAUGUGUUGAUUACUGAUGCAAGAAUUAUCAUUUCCAAACGAAACAUAAAAUUUGUGGUUCGCAGCAGUGUACGGAAUAAAAACCGGAAACGGCAUUGAUUUCUCUCA
Molecule: messenger RNA, 795 nt
Organism: Notodromas monacha
Lineage: Eukaryota; Metazoa; Arthropoda; Ostracoda; Podocopida; Cyprididae
Source: the annotation of a GenBank genome assembly